AUGUAUGAGAGUUUCAACUGCCACGCAUCUACAUUAGAAGUUGGUAUUGUCAGUAGUAUUUUUAGUCAUUUAAUAGUGGAGAAACCAGAACUGGAGGAGCAGCCAGAAUGCAGAGAAGAAAAAAGAGGUUCUCUGCAUGUUUGGAAGUGGGAAUUGGUUGAAGUUGAAGAUGAUGUGUAUCUGAGGCACAGCUCUUCCCUGACUUAUAGGCUUUGACACUGCUGUUGAGGUUUGACUCGAAGCCCAGAGUUUUGGUGUGGAUGAGCAGGGACAAAUUGCUGAGCGUGAAGAAGAGUAAAAUUAAGCAAGUGGAACAUAUGCCCUUUGCCUCUGCUCUGCACAGUGAAAUGAGAAGUCAACCUUUGAACAUGUGUGUGUAUCUCUCAUUUUCCCAAACAGGAUCAACCCACCAUGAUUUAUGAAUUCACCACUUUCUUAGAGGCUUCCUUUCUUUUUUAUUAGAUCCUCCUUUGAGAGCAUCUAGGGUCCUAUCAAAGAGGGAAGUGACUUCAAGCAAAUCCACACUCAGACGUGAAUUAACAAUGGCUACCAAGCACA
Messenger RNA from Gorilla gorilla gorilla (western lowland gorilla), 558 nucleotides. It is a transcript of the gene HMHB1, whose product is annotated as histocompatibility minor HB-1. Bases 1 to 216 code for a protein of 71 amino acids. The record is from RefSeq and is a predicted model, not a curated record. The transcript has 3 exons. Lineage: Eukaryota; Metazoa; Chordata; Mammalia; Primates; Hominidae.